Plasmodium vivax (malaria parasite P. vivax) is the source of this 1663-nucleotide messenger RNA. RefSeq lists its product as hypothetical. The record is from RefSeq and is a predicted model, not a curated record. Lineage: Eukaryota; Apicomplexa; Aconoidasida; Haemosporida; Plasmodiidae. The transcript has 2 exons. The coding region runs from base 1 to 1638 and encodes 545 amino acids.
AUGGGUGACGGGGAAGAGAGCAGCGGCGUACGGGGCGAUGGCCAGUUGGCCCACGACCCGGCCGACGGAGGAACCAGCGAAACGUCGAACACGUACGAGGACGCCGUGGAGAAUGGAGACGUCCCCAAUGAAGCGAACGCACAGGGGAGUGCGAAUGGCGGGUUGGAGGGGGCACCCCAGGGGAAGGAAGAAGACCCCCCCAAAGACGAAUCCGAAAAGGAGCAAAUCCCCUCUGAACUGGAAUGUGCCAUAUGCAUGAAGCUGCUAAUCAUACCAGUGACCAUCCCAUGUGGGCAUAACUUCUGCAGAGACUGCCUAGAAAAAGCCAAAGAGUACAAAAACGCAUGUCCCUUGUGUAGAUCCAAUAUGGGGGAUAAGAAAAACAUUAACAUUUUGUUGGCUGACCUGAUUAAGGAGAAGUACCCCCUGACAUAUGCCAAACGAGUAGAAGAAAUGGAAAUGAUAAAAAGAGAAAAGGAAAAAAAAAUACUAAAGGAAAGAUUCGAUGCUAUUAAAAACUCGUCUGUCAUCCCUCUCUUUAAAGUCCCCCUGGUGUUUGGCCCCUACUUCCCAGGAGAGGUAUUCGACCUAAACAUAUAUAAUGAAAAGUUUAUAGACCUUAUAGAGCUCAUAUCAAGUGAGCGCACCUUCGCCAUCACCUCUAGUAAAGACAAAUCGAGUCAUGGGGACGAGAAGAUGUAUGGGAUUCACGUAAAAAUUCUGGAGCAGAACAAAACCAACCAGGUCUUCUGCAUCAAAUGCGUGGCCAACUUCCGAGUCAUCCUCUAUAACAUUAUACACUUCCACCAGUAUGAAAAUUACAUUGCCAGUCACUCCCCCCUCUUUGACGAGUCCAUUUCGCUCAAUUUCUUUGAGUACAAUUUGUUGCGGGCGGGAAGCGGAGUUGGCGGAGGAAGCGGAGUUAGCGGAGUUAGCGGCGGUAAGGGGGCCAACGGGGCGGGCGCUUCCCCCCCCGAAGAAGGCACCUGCACCUGCAAGUGCAAUUGCGCUACGCCCGCCGCGCCUACCCAUGGGACUACAGCAGAGUGUGCAAACCAAAGCACAACCGACGUGGGAAAGAAAAAAGUGGAAGACCUGAAGAAGCUGCUCAACACAAUCGAGGUGGAGGAUGACAUAAACGCCAUUUCGUCUUACUACGACAGGUACAGAAGCAUAAUUAGUGGCUCAACAGACACGAAUGAUUACCAUGUGUAUAACGCGGUGAAUUACUAUUCCUGUGUCAUCUUCUCUAGGAUCUGUCUCCUCUGCAUAAGGUACCAGCUGAAUCGCUUUGGCAAUGCGGGCAUACGUCUGUUUAAUAGUAAAUUUAGGAACGUCAAGCUUACCUCGUCUGAACCGUCUAACGAAGAGCUAGAAAACUUUUCCUACUGUCUUAGCAGCGCCAUUAUCUCUAGAUCCAUUCUCAAGUGGAGGUGGUUCAAGACAACCAACACCACGGAGCGCCUCGAGAGCAUAACUCAAUAUUUUUUAAAAAAAAAAAAUAAAAGCAUUUUGGCCCUAGACAAUUCCAGGUCCCCCAUCAUUCACCGCCUCUUCAUGUUGGACUCCAUUUCGUCUUCUCUCCUCAUUUUGGUCUUCAUCUCGGUGAUCAUAUUUGUAAAGUACUUUCUCUACUGAGGUGGUUUGGGAUUUGCCUCUCCUG